AUGUUUAUUCACCCUGACCCAAACCUCGCCCUUCCCGGAACCGGCAUUAUUUACUUCCAAAAGGACCCGGAGACACUUCCUGACACUCCGGUUUCUCCCACUCCUGUGCCGGCUCCUCCCCCUACUCCCAAUCUACCCUACGCCCAACUUGCCCAGUGGUUCUUUGAUAACCACCAUCGCCCUGCAGGCAUAAGGGGGAGCGAUCACUUGGGCGGCUCGGGAUUAUUUGCGCGGGAGCCGUCAUACGGCAUGUUGUUGGAAGACCAUCCGAUGGCUAACACUGGAAAGACUACCGUGGAGUCUCGAGAUCUAAACUCCCCCAUUUCGAGGGCUGAUGCUCCCGACUACUUUUCCAAUAACACAGCUCUUACUCCGGGAUUUAUCCCUCCACCUCACCAAGAGAAUCACUCCUCCAUUCUCCUCAACACAUUCUGGCCUAUGGACACAUCUCUCCCUCACCCGCCUCCUCUUCAAACCUUCCCCGGGGCACAGGCUUACCAUCCCUUCCAUAACACGCCUCUCUGCUCCCCUCUCCAGGACCCUAUGUACUUUGGCCUAGGCAUAGAUGGCUUAGAUUGCCCUCUGCCUCCACUCAACUCCGGAGCGAACGCAGUCUUCUCGCCUGGCCCAAACCACUUGCUCCCCGACGUACCCGUGCCUGACUUUCCUUUCCGCGGCGAACCCAUCCGCGCUCUUACCGCCGAGGAGGAAGCAGCAAUGAAGAGGGAGCAAGACGUGUAUACCCAAACCUCGCCCUUCCGCCAGGCAAGAUGGGGAGAGGGCCAGGGGCACGUAGGCACAAUCUCCCCAAAAGCGCUCAGACGCAUCCCGUCGCCGCUACUGUCGCCCAAGGUUGAAAGUUCUUCCUUCGCUGUCCAGCCGCACCAGGAGGUCGGGCUUCCAAGCAAUUUCUUAUUCAAGCAUGAGGAGCCAGUCCGUUCCGAGAAGUUGCGCAGGGUCCUGCCCAGCUCACCGGCGAGACCGCGGCCGGUUGCCAUUUCGCCCGCGACAAGCAUGAUGGAUCUCCCUGACGUACCUCAGUUGCCUUCGAAUGGCAUUUUGGCCGAAGGAAGUAAGAAGAAGCAUAAUCCCUCUACCAGCGAGACUCCCAUCAAAGACGACAAGGUCAAGGUAGAAAAGGGGGAAAGCUGUCCCAGAAAACUCCUCAGCAGAGCUGCCCAAUUCUCCCCUUCCACCUCUAGCAGACCCCUUCGUGGUACCUCGUCCAAGAAGGGCGCGAACGUUGCUAGCGGCCUCCCUCGUCCGUCCAGCCCGCUGCGUUCAGCCAGGGAUGAGUUUCUCGUGCGAUCCAAGCUCGAAGGCAUGACCUACCGGCAGAUUCGACUCAAGGGAGGCUUUACGGAAGCUGAGUCGACGUUGCGUGGUCGCUUUAGGACGUUGACGAAGAGCAAGGAGGCACGGGUGCGAAAGCCGGAGUGGACCGAAGCUGAUAUUAAGCUCCUCCGAAAGGCAGUAAGAGGAUUCAGCCAGGGAAAGGACAUUUCCAAGGUUAAAAUCCCAUGGAAGCUGGUGGCUGAGUAUAUCGUCAACCAUGGAGGGUCGUAUCACUUUGGGAAUGCUACUUGCCGGAAGAAGUGGGAUGAGAUUACCUUGUCUACCCGGGCCUAA
Messenger RNA from Scedosporium apiospermum, 1629 nucleotides. RefSeq lists its product as uncharacterized. The transcript has 3 exons. The coding region runs from base 1 to 1629 and encodes 542 amino acids. The record is from RefSeq and is a predicted model, not a curated record. NCBI's taxonomy places the organism in Eukaryota, Fungi, Ascomycota, Sordariomycetes, Microascales, Microascaceae.